UACAGCCCAUGGCUGGUGGAAUUGGGUCACAACAGCAAGCAAUUUAAUGGCCAUAGGCCCAUAAAAAGCAAAUGAUCUUGGGGUGGUUGGGCCUCGGGAAAAUCCCUUCUCUUUGCUCUGGUUUUUAUCUGCUUUGCUUCUUGUUUGUCCAGGAGCGUCCAAUCCCCCCAUUAUUAAUAAACCCACUUCUACUUUUUCCCUUUAAAUUACCGUAAGAAUUUGGUGAAAAAAAAAAAAGAGGAGUUCAGAGGAGUUUCAAUAUUUAGUUGAUCAUGCGUCGGAAGAAGGCCAGAGCUAAACGGCGAGUCGUCCGAUCGAGCGAGGAAGACGAGGUGGAGGUCGAAAUGAAGGAUCCGGGAUCUUCAGAGAAUGUUGUGGAGGCUGCUAAGGCUGGUAACGAGAGAGUGAAGGACAUUGAUCGGGAGAUUGAUUGUUUUAAAGAGGAGUUUGAAGAAGUCGAGAAUGUGGUAAGUGCUGUCAUGGAAAUGGACACAAUAAUUCAACAGGAUCAAAUAAACAACGGCGGUUACGCUGUUGAAAAUGAAUCGAAUUUUAAUGAUGGAAAUAUUGUUGAAAAUAAAUCGAAUAUUGAAACAAUUGCUGUAAAUGGUUUGGAAGGUGGUGAGAAAUCCGAUAAUUUGGAUGCUAGUUUGAAGUGUAGUAAAUUUGAGGAGACACUCGAGGAAGGGAGUGUUAGGGGACGAAAUUUCAAUUCGAACAUCGAAGUUACUGAUAUGGAUUCAGGGAAUGAAAUUGAGAAUGGUGAGGAAGCCGAGGUUCAUGCAAAUGCAGAACAGGAAUCAGUUGAAGGGGAGCCUUCUACUGCUAGAAUUAGAGUCAUGAAAUUUGAUGGGCAAAUUGAUGACAGUUACAUCAAUAAGGAGGAUGAUGAUGGGGAAAAAAUGCAGGAGAGCAGAGAUGACCGGGAUCAGAAUGAAGACAUUGAAGUUAGUGAUGUGAAUGAAGUGCCUCCGGUAUUUAACCAUGAUUCUCUAACUGAGCCAAAGAAAGAAAAGCAACUGGAAAUACAUGUUGGAGGUCUGCAUAAAGAUACAGUUGAACAAGACUUGUUUGAAAUAUUUGGAAAGUUUGGGAAAGUCCAAAUUGCAAGGAUUGUGAGGCAUCCAAUCACAAAUAAAAGUAAAGGAUUUGCUUUUAUUCAAUUUGCUACUGUUGAGCAAACUAAGAAAGUUCUUUCUGAUUACAAGGAUGGGAUAGAGGUGAGAGGGAGGCAUGCUAAGUUAUCAAUUAGCCGAGACCGUGAUAUACUUUAUCUGGGAAAUAUUUGUAAAACAUGGACCAAAGAGGAUGUGCUUCGGAAGUUGAAUGGUUAUGGAAUUGAAGACCUUGAUGAGAUACAAGUACCAAAUGAUCCUAAGAAUGAGGGAAAGAAUAAAGGUUUUGCUUUAUUGAGAUUCAACACUUGCUCUGAUGCAAAGGCUGCAUUCCAUCGUUUAAGGAAGCCAGAUGCAGUUUUUGGCAAUGCAAAAAGUGCUAAAGUUGCCUUUGCUCGCACCCCAAUGCAUUCAAGAGAGGAAGUUCAAUUACAGGUGAAAACUAUUUAUGUCGAGGGGAUACCAAAGUCUUGGGAUGUACAGAAACUUAAAGAGAUCUGUGAACAGUAUGGGGAGACUAAAAAGGUUAAAAUAUCCCGGAAUUUUUGCAGUAAAGGCAAGGAUUUUGGAUUCAUUUCUUUCACUUCCCGUGAGAAUGCAGUAGCUUGUGUGGGAGGGAUGAAUAAAUUGCAGUUUGGAGGAAAUGUAAAGGUUAAAGCUGAUAUUGCAAGGCCCCUUGUUGGAGGGUGCCCGCAAAAGAGCUCUUGUGGAGGGUUGAAACUUGGUAAAAGACAUAGAAGCACUUGUUGGUGGAAGAUGAAAGGCCAUGCCAGGUCUGAAGGGGCUAAAAAAGGGAGUGAUAUGAAAGCACAGACUGUUAUAUACAAGUCUAAGAUUAGAGGGACCAAAGAGAAAGUAGCAGGAGUUGCUCAUAAAAAUAAUCAGGAUCCUUUGAAUUCAAAGCAUACCAUAGAAGAUGAAAACAAUGAACACCAAAGGAUUGCCCCUGAAGUUCAUGAUGCUGGAGCUGGACUGUCUACCAAGCUUGAGAAAACUGAUGACAAGAGAAAGAAUAGAAAGAGACAAAGGAACCGUUUGCAUAGAAAGAGGCUGUCAAAGAAACUUGAAGGUAGAUCACAAGGUCGACCUAGUCAUUCUUCUAUAAGUUCAAAGAGCAGAUCUCACUUAAGGAAGAGACCUAGCAGGGGUGCAGAUUCCGUUGCACAUAGAAUAUUAUUUAAAGAGGCAUAUGCUGCAUCCACAAGCGGGUAUCCAGGCUCGGCUUAUGUUGCUAUUUCUGGAUCCAAAAGGCUGUCUUCUGAUUUGGAACCCCAUGCGGGAUUCGUGCAGCCUGUGAAGCACAAGGACCGAUAUCUUGCAGGAUGUGUCACACCUGCUUUUCGACAUCAAAGGCCAACUUAUGCAGAUUAUCUUAAACUAGAUACUCACUAUGAAAGACAACCUCCUGCUAAGUACUUCAAACCUGCAAUUGGGAAAGAUGCCCUACCUCAUGCAGGAUUUCUUGAGGCUUCUUCAAGAAAGCAAAGCUUUGUUGUAGACGAUUAUCUAGCGAGAAGAACUGGUGAAUAUAACGGUCCAGGCAAUCAAGGGCCUGCUCACGAGGCAGGAUCAGCUUUUUCACGCCCCUAUGUUCCAAACCACUCGAGCUAUGCUAGAUACGAGGCCAGUGCUAGUGGCUAUCAUAGGGUUAGUGGAGCAUACCCACCGACUCAAACGUACUAUUGAACAGUCAAUUUGAGGAGUAAUUUCAUUCUCUAUUUCUAACAGAUUAGUCCUUGAAAAUGAUUUUCAAUAUUUUGAAGAUGGAACUUAUCUUAUACUUCCGUAUAUUUCUAUGGGGUGUAUGUAAGUAAAGCCAAUAGUGAUUCGGUUC
Messenger RNA from Durio zibethinus, 2949 nucleotides. RefSeq lists its product as uncharacterized. The record is from RefSeq and is a predicted model, not a curated record. Lineage: Eukaryota; Viridiplantae; Streptophyta; Magnoliopsida; Malvales; Malvaceae. Gene Ontology annotation, molecular function: RNA binding.